AUGAUAUCCUCAUUUUCUCCCUUCGUUUGUGGGAAGAAAUGCAGAAUAGCUCUCUAUGUAACUGAGGUUUCACCUGCUUUUGUUAGGGGUACUUAUGGAAGCUUAAUCCAAAUUGCUACAUGCCUUGGGAUCAUGGGGGCUCUUUUAGUUGGAAUCCCUGUCAAAGAUAUUGCUGGCUGGUGGCACAUUUGUUUUUGGGUAUCUACAAUUCCAGCUACAAUACUUGCUCUUGCCAUGAUUUUCUGUGCAGAAAGUCCUUCUUGGCUGUAUAAGGUUUGCAUGCAUUCAUCUUUUGCACAGAAGAUAACAGCUUUAUGUUUGACUAGCAAAAAGAAGAUGGUCUUCAGACUUUUUUUAUUAUGUUUUUAUUUUCACGAGGAGAGUUAGUUCCAUUUGGUUAUGUAUCCAUUUCAUCUCUUUUUUGAACAAUGAUAAAUUUCCUGGGAUUUUUCUCACUUUGGCUGAGACCUUCUCCUUUUGUCUAUCGUAUCUUUUUUCCUAUUCUUAAACAGAACAUACAUGAAAGCGACU
Humulus lupulus (European hop) is the source of this 531-nucleotide messenger RNA. Its product is annotated as probable plastidic glucose transporter 2. Gene Ontology annotation, molecular function: hexose transmembrane transporter activity. Gene Ontology annotation, cellular component: membrane. The transcript has 4 exons. The record is from RefSeq and is a predicted model, not a curated record. Gene Ontology annotation, biological process: monosaccharide transmembrane transport. Lineage: Eukaryota; Viridiplantae; Streptophyta; Magnoliopsida; Rosales; Cannabaceae. Bases 1 to 387 code for a protein of 128 amino acids.